This is a messenger RNA of Penaeus vannamei (Pacific white shrimp), 1640 nucleotides long. RefSeq lists its product as uncharacterized. Lineage: Eukaryota; Metazoa; Arthropoda; Malacostraca; Decapoda; Penaeidae. The record is from RefSeq and is a predicted model, not a curated record.
AUGGCCAACCUAGGCACCCAGAUCAAAGGAGCCGCCUCCUGCCUCCUGCUGUAUUUCCUCGUCCUCCUCGCCUUCUACAAGCCUUCGUCGCCUCCUUCACACUCAGAGAAAUCCUACUCCGACCGUGGAAGACUGGAGGAUCAGCUCCUAUCCGUGGCUCGACAGGACGGCAUCGCGGCGGCCUGGCAAGAGGGCCAAGCGUCAGGAGUGGCACUGUCGGACGAGAACCCGAGCAAGGCCUCCUCCUCUCCACAGGGCCAGCAGUGCCAGGCCAUGUUCACUGUGGAGAAGAACGGGGAGAUCUGGACGGACGAUGGCCCUUACAAGGAGCUGAGCAACCAGCUGCCAUCGCUCCUGAUCAGCUGGUCGCGCGAGAACAGCAGCGCAACAGCUUCUGUGUAUCCGUCGACGCGCCUCAGUUUUCUCAACGGCUCCGUCCCUUUCGUCCCUUGCAAGAUUCGCCAAUACGACGUGCCUGACCUGAGCUCCUGCAGCGCCGCCAGGUCAUCCCGGGGCAAAAAGACCUGGAUCGCUUUCGUCGGCGACUCGAACGGGAGGCAAAAAGUCCACUCCUUCUUGUACUUUCUUCCCCCUGACCUCGAAUAUACUUUCUUCCUCGGCGAACAAAAGGUGACCCGCGAGGCCUUCUUGGCGUCAGUCGCCCACCACCGCCACCGCCCUCUGACCUUCGACAUCCUCGGGCGUCGAAGGGACCAAGGCAAUCCCGAGAAAGGUCAAGAAGGUCCUACUCCUCCUCAGAAUCCUUCUAAUUUCUCGGAGGAACAAGACGUCUUCAGCGCCUUCGACGAACCUUACGACCACAUGGCUUUCAACAGCACGAUGUUCCCUCUCCACGACUCGGAUGUCCCCCUCGAAUCCUACGAGCUGAGGGUGACCUUGGUGUGGGCUCCCUUGGCCUCGGUCGUGCACUCGCCCUUGACCUCAGAGAAAAUGAAAAUUAAUAAAUUGAAGGAGUGGGAGAAACAGGAGGUUAUUCCCGAUGUCAUCGUUGUGGGCUUUGGAACGUGGAUGCUGUUGAUGAAAAAGACAAAAGACGAGCUGGUUCCUUAUACUGAAGCCGAGCACCUGAUUCGCCCCCUCGUGUCGCAGCUCACACACCUGUCUGCGAGAACACGUGUGCUUUGGUGGCAUCAGAGUCGGUAUCGUUGGUUCAAUUUCGAGAAUGAUAUUGCUGGAAAUGACGUGGAGACAUUUCUGUGGCAAAAGAAGAUUGACAUGAACCAGUUCAGUGACGGAAUUCCCUUUAUGGAUGCUUGGCUCUGGUUGACUUCAUUGAGAGGCACCGGCAUGUGGCAGUGGGACUCGACAGUGCCAUUCAACUUGGCCAACCACCGCGAGUGCCUGCUUCUCAGAUCCUCGGGUUUGCAUGAAGAAAACAUGUACUUUGGAAGAUGGUGGAACUGCCAAGACGUCCACCACUCAUCUUACGAGACGAACCAAGACGAGAUCCAGAUGCUCCUCAAUCUCCUGUGCAAUCCUUACCUUGCUCCCGAUAGCCAAUACUGUUGCUCUAGUGUAUAAUGUGGGAGGGAUAAUGGGGUGGUUUUAUCCUUAUCUUUGUUUGUUGUUGUUGUAGGAUGGAUGAAUUGAUCUCUGUGUGUUUUGUGUGGUAUGGUUUA